This is a messenger RNA of Oppia nitens, 1347 nucleotides long. RefSeq names its product coiled-coil domain-containing protein 97-like. Bases 111 to 1040 code for a protein of 309 amino acids. NCBI's taxonomy places the organism in Eukaryota, Metazoa, Arthropoda, Arachnida, Sarcoptiformes, Oppiidae. The record is from RefSeq and is a predicted model, not a curated record. The transcript has a single exon.
UGCUUCACUGCAUUACACUAAUGCACUACAGUUUAGGUGUGUGUUAUGUGUUUACAUCUACUAUAUAACACCACACGUGUGUGUGUGUGACGGCUGCGACUGAUAACGAGAUGACUACCAUCGAUGAUGAUGUUGUUGUUGGUAUUGUUGGUGAUAAUACCAGUAGUAGUUUUGUAGAUAAAUUGAUCGAUAAGAUGGUCGACAAGAUUGCCAAUAGAAACGAUGUCUACUUCAAGAGUCAGCAAAUAGGCGAAAGUGAUCUAACUGUGGAUGAAAAACGUCAUAUCGUCGACAAGUUGUUCAACGAUAAUAAACAAGUGUUUCUUCAACGAUAUGGCAAUUGUCUGACCAAAGAUGAGCUCAACUGUUUCGACCGAUUUGACGACAAUAGCGACGACCACAGAGUGAUUGAAAGUUUAUUGAAAAUGUUGAGACAAAAGUUGAAUAAAAGACAGACAACUGUAAAGAACCGGAGGUUUCAAAUGGUAGACAAACUGAUGACAAGCGGACAUUAUUUCAGUGAUAGCGAAAUGGAGUCGAGACAACCGGAACUGUUUGAACAAAUGAUUGGUCAAUAUAUGACUGACGAGGAAAAGUCGAAACUAACGAUUGAAAGAUACGCACAAAAUGAAGAACCAAUAACAUUGUCUUCGUUUCUGAUGAAACAUUUGGUUCAAACAAGUUGUCAAACAAGUGUUAAUAAUAAUAAUAAUAUUGAAGAAUUUGAUUCCGAUAGCGAUGAUAAUGAUGAAGAAAAUGAUGACAACGGAGGUAGUAGUGGUGAUUAUGAUGAUAAUGAAGAAGAUAACAAUGAAAGCAAUGAUAACCAAAGAAGUCAACCCGAAAAUGAUAUAUCAGAAGAACGAAAACUUGAAUUGAGAGAAGAGUUUAUGAAAAUAAUGUCCGAAAAUUUUAUCGACGGUAAAGAUAAACAGUAUUACGAUUACAAUGAAUGCGAUGAAAAUUCUGAAUUAGAUUACAACCAAAUGGCUGAUAGAGAUAAUGAAGAUAAAUAUUUUGAUGAUGAAGACGAUGACUGACUAACUAGAACUUUUGGAACUUUGGAAAACAGUUGAUCCCUAUUUUGACAUAGGGUUCACAUAGAGGUCAUAAUCCAACAAUAAAUAAUCGGAAAUACCGUUAAUUGACUGGAUAUCCAAAAUAAUGUAUUUGACUAACGAUUUAUUAUAUUAUAUCUCCUAAGUGUUUAAAAAUAAUACAUUAGACUUAAGCUAAGUGUUCGAAUUGUUGACCAGUGGUUAUUCACGCGCGUUUAUCAACCAAUCAAAAUAGAGUUCUAAUUUUCAUUGUUAUUGAUAUAAUGUACAGUGUGUACAAAAAAUAAUG